Molecule: messenger RNA, 846 nt
Organism: Perkinsus marinus ATCC 50983
Lineage: Eukaryota; Perkinsozoa; Perkinsida; Perkinsidae
Exons: 3
Coding region: 1-846 (281 amino acids)
Source: RefSeq, a predicted model, not a curated record
AUGGUCUUUAGAGACAGUCAUCCUACGACGCCUUGUCGUACCGUUCUAGACUUCCGUACGUUGAACAAGUUCACUAAACGUGGCGGUAAGACCCAGAACGACCUACAAGGAUUAUACGUGUAUUGGGAACUAUACUGUCCUAUGGUCGAGUAUCGCCUUGGGUUGGACGACGACUUGAAGGACUUCAAGAAUCUUCUCCUUGAGAAGGUCACCUACAAGGAGCUCGGCAUGAAGGGUGGUAAACUAAGAAGACGUCACCCUAGCCCAGAGCGACUCCGCCAUGCCGAAGAAGAUGACGACGGUGUGAUCUACCUUGGUAACAGCAAGUAUACGUCAGCCCUCAUAAGGAUCCUAUCGACUAUCUAUCACUAUAAGUACAUGCACUUGGGAUCACGACGAGUAUGUCAUCUACUACAACGUCGGUUUUACUGUAAGAAGAUGCAUAGGCUGGUCAGCUCUUCUCUACGUUGUUGGGACGUUAGUACCACUGGUCACGUACUCGGAGUCCCUACACUACCCCACGACGCUAACCUGAGAGCCCGUAGGUGUCAACGUAUACCUAUGAGUAUUCACUAUACGUAUCUACGUCUACUUGGCCUCCACAAGGGUACGUUUCUGUUCACGUUGUCCGAUCACGCUAAGUCCAACAACUGUAUCGACGUGGUUCACGACUUGCACCAGAACCUAGGGGAGUCUAUGGCUAACGUCCUUGCCAAGUACGAGCACGCUAUUCAGCUACUGAGCGUCGACAGUGUGGAUGCAGAAGCACGUCUCGACUCUCUGAGGCAGGCCGAACAACGUAUCUACUAUCGUGACUACGUUAUGAUCGAGAACGGCACCAACUAG